AUGGAUCCGAAAGCUAACAUCCACGGACUUUUGAAUGGCAUUGAAAACUAUAAUCCAGAACACAAGGCAAUCUUAGAGCAGCAUCUGAAUUGGCAGGCCAGUACAGGCGAGUACGACUUUGAAGCGAACUUAGCACUGUUGCGACUGUAUGUUUCGUGUUCCCUUAACUUUAUUAUGGAUAAUAGGUAUCAGUUUUAUCCUGAACUGUUCAAUGCCGAUGCGACAAGGCUUGUCCUACUAAAGGCUCUGGCCAGUCUGAAUCCCACGGACUUCACAAUUUGCAAAUAUCUGAUCCAUUUGGAUCGCUUGAAUGAGGAGCCCCUGUCAUUGGUGGUCGAACUUGGGACGCUGCUGGAAUCAUGCCAGUUUCCAGACUUUUGGGUUUGUUGCAUUUUGCUCGUCCAAGUUCUUAUGUUGAUUCAGCUACGCCUUCGAGAAAAUCCCAAUAUCACCUCUGGCGUUCCUGGAUUUCGGGAUGCUAUGGUCAAAUUCAUUGUUCAAAUAGUGUGCCAAACGUAUCAACGCAUUCAUAAAUCCCUGUUAAUUCGCCUAUUGGAUAUGUCUGAGGCCGAGCUAAAGCAGUUGAUCAAACAAAACGGAUGGACCGAAUGCCCACCGAGCAGUCCUGGAGAUCCAAAUGGACCACUUGUUUUGGUGAACAAGCACGAAGAGAACGUGAAGUCUGUGAAAAUCCAGGAACGUGUAGACUUCGACGCGAUCACUUCUAUGUCUGGCGCUUUCCGACCAGCUAAGGGUGAUUUUUUCAUCAAAACUGGUUGAUUGUAUCGGACAUUUUACAGUGUGUGAAAAAUCGAUGAGUUUUGUUGUUACUGUGUUCUCUCUGGUCACGUUAUUCACAAACGGAAGCAACAUAGGUGUUGCAUAAGAAAUGGAACUCUGAAGUAUUGAACAAGAGAAACACAAACAGAGUAUUGUGACAGGAACGUAUGAUUCGAUAUGAUAAAAGGAUAGAAAAAAUUAACUGAAAUAAGAAAAUUUCCCAUAAUAUCUGUGGCAGCUCGUGCAUCCAACAAAACAGCACGCUGGGUGUAUUCACACUGAAAUGCAAAGGGGUACACCCGUCUCAUCUGAACCGACAAUCACAGUCAUUUAGUCGACUGUGGUGGGAAAGGCAUCUUUUCAUGUGCGAAAGUACGUAGCGAUGGGGACGAUUAGAUCGGGGGUUGUUCGCUUUUGAGCUUCUCCUGAGGUUGUGGGUCGUGGAAUAGUUCCAGAAGAGGAUACCAGACGUCCCACGGGCCUCUGUUGGUUGGGGAUCUCAUCAACACAGGAGCACGUGAUCGGCUUUGAGGAGUGUAUUUCCCAAUGCGUUCUGCAAAUUUCGUACGGCACUUUGUGGCAGACCAAUGGAAAGGCCACAGAGUACGCAAUGAGUGCAUCAGCUAAAAUAAAAGCAUG
This is a messenger RNA of Opisthorchis viverrini, 1419 nucleotides long. RefSeq lists its product as hypothetical. Bases 1 to 780 code for a protein of 259 amino acids. Gene Ontology annotation, biological process: regulation of translational initiation. Lineage: Eukaryota; Metazoa; Platyhelminthes; Trematoda; Opisthorchiida; Opisthorchiidae. Gene Ontology annotation, cellular component: cytoplasm; eukaryotic translation initiation factor 3 complex. The record is from RefSeq and is a predicted model, not a curated record. The transcript is spliced from 4 exons. Gene Ontology annotation, molecular function: ribosome binding; translation initiation factor activity.